This is a messenger RNA of Cataglyphis hispanica, 2005 nucleotides long. Its product is annotated as acyl-CoA Delta-9 desaturase-like. Gene Ontology annotation, molecular function: iron ion binding; stearoyl-CoA 9-desaturase activity. Gene Ontology annotation, cellular component: endoplasmic reticulum membrane. Lineage: Eukaryota; Metazoa; Arthropoda; Insecta; Hymenoptera; Formicidae. Gene Ontology annotation, biological process: unsaturated fatty acid biosynthetic process. The record is from RefSeq and is a predicted model, not a curated record.
CAAUUACGAUGCCGCUGGCAGUGUUCUGAAACGGGAGAAUGUGACGUAGAACGAUAGAAAACCGAUGCGUCGCUCAGUUUGUAUUCGUGCGCGGGUGUUGUCAGCAGUGCACGCUUUUCUUCGGAAUUUUUACCGAGUACUAAUCUAGAAUUUCGCUCGAGGCUUGCACGAAGCUCGUUUCUAAGCGAUAUAAAACGCAACCGAUAAAUCGCGUCACGCGUAUUGGCCAAUCUCGAGAAAGCUACUUGAAAUGCAGAGUAGCGGCUGAAUCAAUUCGCGUGCCGGAAGAUUAACAGCUUAUCGGCGACAGAUAGUCCCCGGGUGUGCUUACGAGAGAAUCACGAAGAGACGCGGCUUCAUUGAGGAUGUCGCCAAACGAGGAGAAGACACCGCCGACGACAGACACCACGCCGGAGAUGAUGGAUAUUUGCAGCGCGACACUUAAGAGGAGACAGAUCGCGAACGCAGAUGAGGCGAAAGCCGAAGAAGAUGAUGAUACAACGGCCAAGGUCGUUUACGUACCGCGGAUCAAGUGGCCGGAUCUCGCCGCGCAAAUCUUCAUACACGGUGGUUUUCUCUACGGGCUGUACCUGGUACUCACGCAAGCGAAAUUGCUUACGACGCUAUGGGUGUUUGUAACGAUUUAUACGUCCGGCUUCGGAAUUACGGCUGGCGUUCAUAGAUUAUGGUCGCACAAGGCUUACAAAGCAAAGUGGCCCCUGCGUCUGCUUCUAGUCUUCCUCUUUACGAUAACAGGACAAAAAGAUGUGUACUCAUGGGCGUUGGACCACAGGGUGCAUCACAAAUACAGUGAAACCGACGCGGAUCCGCAUGACGUGAGGAGGGGUUUCUUCUUCGCUCAUGUGGGAUGGCUUUUUAUAACACCUCAUCCCGAUGUCGUUGACAAGCGCAAGGUAGUCGACAUGAGUGACUUGGAAGCGGAUUCCAUAGUUAUGUGGCAGAAAAGAUUGUACAUCCCUCUAUUUGCGCUUCUGACCAUUGGAUUACCGGUGGCUGUUCCUUGUUACUUCUGGUCGGAAUCGCUAUGGAUCUCAUUCUGGGUAAACUUCAAUUUCCGCUACUGCAUAAAUUUGAACAUAGCCUUCUGCGUUAACAGCGUGGCGCACAUGUGGGGACAGAGACCAUAUGACAAGAAUAUUUCACCGGUCGAAAAUGUCGCAGUAUCAAUCGCAGCCCUCGGCGAGGGAUUUCACAAUUAUCAUCAUGUAUUUCCAUGGGACUAUAAAACUAGCGAACUAGGUGAUUACCCAUUCAAUAUUAGUACUGGUUUUAUCGAUAUGUUCGCACGAAUUGGCUGGGCCUACGAUCGAAAGUAUGUCUCGCCGAGGAUGAUCCGUCGUAGAGCCCACCGAUGCGGCGAUGGAAGCCACGUUUGGGGUUACGGCGAUGUCGACAUCUCGGAAGAUGACCUGAACGAGUUGUAUGAUGAAAUGAUGAAUAAUCAUGAACUGUGAGACUAAGAAUGUGAAAGCGCAUCAUGAUCCCUUUGCAUAGUUUGAAAAUAUGUUGAGAAGCAACGUUCCCUUGGUUGUCAUAGACGUACCAUUUCAAGUCUCUCGCAGAAACAAGGACUGGAGUAAAACUGAUACCGAGAUUUGUGACUCUGUGAUUUUGAGUUUUACGUUCGAAGUACUCUACCGUCGAAAAAUAUUUAUAUUGUAAUAAUCAUGGUUAUUUAAUGAAAUGUUUUAAUCGAUAAAAACAUACAGUUGACUCUCGAUUAUAAUCCGCGAGCAGAAAAUUAAUCUUUAAUUACAAGGACCAUAAAUCGAAGACCACUUUAUAAAUUUUAUUAUAACAAAAAAAUUAAAAUUUAUGUGAUAUUUAUUUAUGAAAUCUAUAUCAUAUGUUAUUAUUUGAAAUGAGAAGGUAAUAAAUUGUACCUUGACAAAAUAUCGAAACAACGAUUGAUAAAUCAUAAAUUCGUAUAAUCGAGAGUUCAUAGAUUGCGAUAUAAAAGGCCAUUGUUUAUAUAUAUAUAUAU